This is a messenger RNA of Prorocentrum cordatum, 828 nucleotides long. The record is from the annotation of a GenBank genome assembly. Lineage: Eukaryota; Dinophyceae; Prorocentrales; Prorocentraceae.
AUGCGUCGACCGAGAAACGGUCGACUGUGCCGAAGGAGACGGCGGUGGGGGCGAGGCGAGCGGCGCGGGCAACGCGGGCGAGACCGGGAGCAAGGACAUGAGCGACUGGCGACGACGUCCGCGCCCCCGAAGACCGCGCUCUCCACGACCGUCGCCACCAGCUCUUCGGCCGAGGCGCACGACUGCUCGACCGCGUCGUCGCGCUGGGAGCAGGACGAAUGGUCCGACAAGAAGAAGCGCUGGUGCUGCGAGAACGCCCUCAUCGGCUGUUCGACAAGCAGUGCCGCCCAUAGCUCAACGACGCGUGCUUCAACAUCGUCUGCGGCGACCCGCCCGUCCACAUCGGCGUUUUCCACCAAGGCCAGCGUGACGACGUCCGAGCCAGCUACGUAUGAUUGCCUGGAUACCACAACGGACUACAACUGGUCGGUGGCAAAGCUGAAGUAUUGCUGCGACACCCAUCAGAUCUGCGUAGACCGUCCAACCACUUCGGUCCAGCCGUCCAAGCCGCCUCGGUCCAGCAGCCAUGCCGCGAGGAGCACCACCGGCAAGGCGACGAGACGCACUUCCCUGGGCAAGGCCAAGCCCGACCGCACCGACGUUGGGGCGGCCGACUUCGACUGCACCGACCUGGAGACGGGGUACGGCCGCGGUGAGGGAGCGUGGCCGUUGGAGCAGAAAACGUGGUGCUGCGAGGAGCAGACCGUGUGCCUUACCACGUCGAGCCCUCCGUACGACUGCCAGGCGGGCUACAACAAUUGGAGGGCGGGCUGGUCCAAGGCCAAGCAGGAGUGGUGCUGUGCCAACGAGGUCCGCGGGUGCAAAUGA